UCUGCAGCCGUCGGACGCACACAGAAGAAGAGAUACUGUAUCAACAAUGUCUUCACCAUCAUCAACCCCUGGCCGUAAACGUGGAAGGAACACCAACCCUCCUACACCCAGCAGUGAAGGCCCCACCUCACCUCCAUCGCAGCGGCGCAGAGGUCAGGACUCGUCCAAUGGGGACCUGAUGCCCAUGCCCACGUCUCCGGCUACUGACAUGCUCAGUCCCGCUGUGCAGGACACUUCUCUGUUCUCCAGCCCACGACCAUCAGUUCAACCCACUGAAGUGGACAUGAGCUCCCCUCUGAUGUACGGGACUCCCAGUUCCAGAGUCGAGGGAACUCCCCGUAGUGGUGUACGCGGUACACCAGCCAGGCAGCGUCCUGAUCUGGGCUCAGUCAGGAAGGCUCCACAAGUCGAUCUUCACUCUGAACCGCCAAGUGCUGACGGUGCAGUCGCCAGCGAGCCAAAUGCGGGUCAGAAACUGGUCAUCUGGGGGACUGAUGUCAAUGUCGGGGUCUGCAAAGAGAAGUUUCAGAGGUUCCUGCAGAGGUUCAUCGACCCAACCUCCACUGAAGAUGAGAAUGCUGGUCUGGACCUGAACGAGCCUUUAUACAUGCAGAAACUGGAAGAGAUCAGUGUUGUUGGUGAUCCAGUGCUGAAUGUGAACUGUCUCCAUAUUCAGUCCUUUGAUGCAGAACUUUACAGGCAGCUCAUCUGCUACCCACAGGAAGUCAUCCCAACCUUCGACAUGGCAGUGAACGAGCUUUUCUUUGAGCGUUUCCCCGACUCCAUCCUGGAAUUUCAGAUCCAAGUCCGCCCCUACAACGCCCUGAAAACCAGAAACAUGAGGAGCCUGAACCCAGAAGACAUCGAUCAGCUGAUCACUAUCAGCGGCAUGGUGAUCCGCACCUCGCAGCUCAUCCCCGAGAUGCAGGAGGCUUUCUUCCAGUGCCAGGUGUGCGCCUUCAGCACCCGCGUGGAGGUGGAUCGCGGUCGCAUCGCUGAGCCGGCUGUUUGUCGCCACUGCAACACUACCCACAGCCUGGCGCUCAUACACAAUCGCUCCCUCUUUUCAGACAAACAGAUGGUGAAAAUUCAGGAGUCUCCGGAAGACAUGCCAGCUGGUCAGACUCCUCACACAACUGUUGUCUAUGCUCACAAUGACCUGGUGGAUAAAGUGCAGCCAGGAGACAGAAUAAACAUCACAGGUAUCUACAGAGCGGUGCCCAUGCGCCCGAACCCACGUCAGAGCAACGUGAAGUCUGUGUACAAAACUCACAUUGACACCAUCCACUUCCGCAAGACUGACGAGAAGCGGCUGCACGGUAUGGACGAAGACGCCGAACAGAAGCUCUUCACCGAAGACCGGGUGCAGACCCUGAAGGAGCUGGCAGCCAAACCAGAUGUCUAUGAACGCCUCUCCUCCGCCCUGGCACCCAGUAUCUAUGAACAUGAGGACAUCAAGAAGGGCAUCCUGCUGCAGCUGUUUGGCGGCGCUCGUAAGGACUUCAGUCAGACCGGCCGCGGCAACUUCCGCGCAGAGGUGAACAUCCUCCUCUGCGGAGACCCCGGCACCAGCAAGUCCCAGCUGCUGCAGUACGUAUUCAACCUGGUGCCCCGCGGACAGUACACGUCAGGAAAGGGCUCCAGCGCUGUGGGUCUCACCGCCUACGUGAUGAAGGACCCAGAGACCCGGCAGCUGGUCCUGCAGACCGGAGCUCUGGUGCUGAGCGACAAUGGCAUCUGCUGCAUCGACGAGUUUGACAAGAUGAGCGACAGCACGCGCUCUGUGCUGCACGAGGUCAUGGAACAGCAGACUCUCUCCAUCGCCAAGGCUGGAAUCAUUUGUCAGUUGAACGCCCGCACCGCUGUGUUGGCCGCCGCCAACCCCAUCGAAUCUCAGUGGAACCCCAAAAAGACUACGAUUGAGAACAUUCAGCUUCCUCACACACUUCUGUCCAGAUUUGACCUCAUCUUCCUGAUGCUCGACCCCCAAGACGAGGCUUAUGACCGCAGGCUUGCCCACCACCUGGUGGCGCUGUACUACCAGAGCGAGGAGCAGAUAGAGGAGGAGUACCUCGACAUGGCUGUGUUGAAGGACUACAUCGCAUACGCACGCACGUACAUAAGUCCAAGACUGAGUGAGGAGGCCAGCCAGGCGCUGAUCGAGGCCUACGUGGACAUGAGGAAGAUCGGCAGCGGUCGAGGGAUGGUGUCAGCCUACCCCAGACAGCUGGAGUCCCUGAUCCGCUUGGCAGAGGCCCACGCCAAGGUCCGCUUCUCUGAGAAGGUGGAGACCAUCGACGUGGAGGAGGCCAAGCGGCUACACAGAGAGGCCCUCAAACAGUCGGCCACUGACCCCAGGACAGGAUUUGUUGACAUCUCUAUUCUCACAACAGGUAUGAGCGCCACCGCACGCAAGCGUAAAGAGGACAUCGCUCAGGCUCUAAAGAAACUGAUCGAGGCUAAAGGAAAGACCCCUGCCAUGAAAUACCAGCAGCUGCUUGACGACCUCCGAGGACAGUCUGAAACUGCGAUCACUAAGGAGCUGUUUGAUGAGGCGCUACGGGCCCUGGCUGACGAGGAUUACUUGACAGUCACUGGAAAGACUGUUCGUCUCCUCGCCUGAGGCGCACCCUGCAAUUAUGUACAGUCCUUUAUUUUAAAUCUUAUCCUGUGUCAAGUUCUUUCAUGUGCUGUUAAAAAAAAAUAUGGUCUAAUGAAACCACCAUAUGUGUUCUGGAUGUCUCAGAUGUGUGAAAAUCCCUGGACUUUGGAGACAUGAUUCAGAUUUACCAGAUGACUCAUGAUUCAGACUUUGGUGUCCUGUUUAAAGAAAAGAAGAAGAAACCAAAACACAGAUUUACUGGCAAUUAAUAGAGCUAAUAUUUAAAAGCGCUUGUAUCUCAUUUGUUGACCCGAUGUCACGUAAUGCUCUUGCUGUUUUUGUGUUUGUGUAUGAUUAAAAAAAGCUCAAUGCAUUCAAUACUUUGUUUCUUUUCAACUUGUACAUUGUAAUCACUGAGUGUUAAUGUUACUU
Scomber scombrus (Atlantic mackerel) is the source of this 3034-nucleotide messenger RNA. It is a transcript of the gene mcm4, whose product is annotated as minichromosome maintenance complex component 4. NCBI's taxonomy places the organism in Eukaryota, Metazoa, Chordata, Actinopteri, Scombriformes, Scombridae. The record is from RefSeq and is a predicted model, not a curated record. Gene Ontology annotation, cellular component: MCM complex; nucleus. Gene Ontology annotation, molecular function: ATP binding; single-stranded DNA helicase activity; single-stranded DNA binding. Bases 47 to 2623 code for a protein of 858 amino acids. The transcript is spliced from 17 exons. Gene Ontology annotation, biological process: mitotic DNA replication initiation; DNA strand elongation involved in DNA replication; DNA replication.